Messenger RNA from Pieris macdunnoughi, 933 nucleotides. The record is from the annotation of a GenBank genome assembly. NCBI's taxonomy places the organism in Eukaryota, Metazoa, Arthropoda, Insecta, Lepidoptera, Pieridae.
AUGAAAAUAUUGUUCUUUCUUGCAUUAUACGCAGGCAUAGAGUCUCUUGAAGAGGAUGACCUUCGCAAACAUUAUGGUUUAAGUUUUUACAAUAAAUGUGGAAACUACGUGAAGAUAUUUAACUGUCUAACGGCAUGCAAGAGCCUCGGUUACCAAAUAUUUCGUCUGAACCAUAAGUGCUCGUGCAGUUGUCAUGAGAUGAAGACUUCUACGUUUCUACCGUUUUUUAUGUGGAGAACAAAUGGAACCACGAGAAAGGUUCCGAAGACGAAUGCUCCGAAACUAUAUCAAGUUGUUGGUACAUUAUUUCCACCAGAGCUUUUGUCAUCUGGGGAAAUAGAUACUACCACGGUUGGGAAUAUAACAACCACUAGAAGUGAAACUAACCAUACCACUAUUAGUGAUUCAAUCGAAAAUAGUACUGUUAAUGAUGACUUAAGUGGAACUAGAAGAAAAUCAAUUCUUCGUUACGGCUUCCACAGAACAUCCGAAUGUUUGAAUUUCGAAAAGGCCUAUCUAUGCAUACAAAAAUGUCUAGAUUUGAAAUAUGACAUUGCAUAUGCAGAUAAGAAAUGUUAUUGCACAUGUUAUGCUAAAAAAGACAAAGCAAAGUACACAGAUAAAUCGGGGAUUCAGGAAAAAUGGAAAUUAGGUGCGCCUACGACAAAACUACCGAUAUGGGCUCAGAAAAAAGAGAAAGAACCGGAAACGCAUUUUGAAGAUGAUAUUGAAUUGGAUCAUUUAAGCGGAAAUGACACAUCUGUUUCUGGAAAUCAAACGAUUGCUGACAAUAUCAUGGAAAAUAAAACUAGUGUCUCAAGUGAAGUUUUAAGUGAAAAUAGUACAGCUGAACCUUUGUCAAAUUCUACAGAUUUAGUCGUUAAAGCCACAACAAUAGAUGAUAAUAUCGCGGUUACGACUGUUGAUGCAUAA